UUAUUUUUAUAAGAUAAAAUAUUUUCUUAAUCGAGCGUGUCGAUUCCUAUUUCCCGCGGUCGUGAAAUUCGAGAGGGCGGCAGUGCAACUAGUGCGAGGCGUUUUCGGGCUUGUCAUAAUAACGAGAACAUAACCUGAAAUCGUUUCCCGGACGCAAAUUUGUUGAGGGUAUGCUUGUCUGUCGCACUGUCGAGAAUAAUUACGCGAGCUGUCAAAAGGAUCGAGAAUGAAGUAUUCCACUUCGCCGCCGACGAGCCGGUGCCACUCGCCCGUUCCGACAGAAUUCUCGUCCUCGUUGCCGAUGCCGAUCGUUUACAGGCACAACUGCAUGGGCGCGGCGACCAAGUGCUACAAAUAUCUGAGAAAAUUGCUGAAGUUUGAGCAAAUGGACUUCGAGUUCGCCGUUUGGCAGAUGAUCUUUCUGUUCGUGGCGCCGCAGAAAGUGUACAGAAACUUCCAGAACAGGAAACAGACGAAGUCACAAUUUGCGAGAGACGACCCAGCGUUUUUGGUGCUGGUUACGUGCUGUCUCUGCAUAUCUACCGUUGGUUUCGCCAUAGUACUCAGUUUGAGAUUCUUCCAAUUUGUAAAGUUGUUAUUUUAUAUGGUAUUCAUCGAUUACAUAACCACUGGAUUGUUAAUAGCAACUGUGUUUUGGUUUAUGAGCAAUCGGUAUCUCAGGAUAGACAGAACGCAAGACGUUGAAUGGGGCUACGCGUUCGACAUCCAUUUGAACGCGAUGUUUCCUCCGUUAAUCAUACUUCACAUCUUACAGUUAUUUCUAUACAACGCUUUGAUAAACAACGAUACGUUCUCGGCGCGGUUUGUUGGGAACACCUUUUGGUUCAUAGCUAUAAGCUAUUACAUUUACAUUACGUUUCUCGGCUACGCAAAUGUCGAGAUACUCCAUAAAACGCAUCUAAUAUUGUCAAGUCUACCCAUAAUAUUGCUGAUAUACAUAACUACGUUAUGCGCCGGUAUUAAUGUCAGUUAUUUGGUUAUGGAAUUCUAUCGUUACCGGGCUCUGUGAAAUAUCAGAUUUUUGUCAAAUGUGUCGCCUAUGAACGUCGGAAUAACAACCUGGCCGUACGGAAUCCCCCUCUAUUCUAGAAUCGACGAGACGGGAUUCUACUCUGAAAUCUCCCCUCGAUCCUCGCUCUCAUUUUACAUGAUCCGUCAUUUCGUUUUCUUGUUCCACGAUCACGUGACAAAUAGGGGAGCAGCGGGGAAAAUUCCGAGAGAGGAGAAUUCCAUUACAGAGGUACAGCUGUUUCCGAAUGGAUUAUCACUUGAAGACCGUAGGCUCUUCAACGAUCUUGCGUUCCAGGAAUAAUAUAUCUAUUUUUUUCAUUUGUAUCUAAGAGAACUAUCGACGUUCCAAAUAUAACCCGCGUGUAGUAGCGAA
Molecule: messenger RNA, 1405 nt
Organism: Temnothorax curvispinosus
Lineage: Eukaryota; Metazoa; Arthropoda; Insecta; Hymenoptera; Formicidae
Gene: Unc50
Product: protein unc-50 homolog
Exons: 6
Coding region: 227-1030 (267 amino acids)
Cellular component (GO): Golgi membrane
Source: RefSeq, a predicted model, not a curated record